Rhineura floridana is the source of this 3366-nucleotide messenger RNA. Its product is annotated as tyrosine-protein kinase ZAP-70. The record is from RefSeq and is a predicted model, not a curated record. Bases 363 to 2198 code for a protein of 611 amino acids. Lineage: Eukaryota; Metazoa; Chordata; Lepidosauria; Squamata; Rhineuridae. Gene Ontology annotation, biological process: intracellular signal transduction; innate immune response; protein phosphorylation. Gene Ontology annotation, molecular function: non-membrane spanning protein tyrosine kinase activity; signaling receptor binding; ATP binding. The transcript has 13 exons. Gene Ontology annotation, cellular component: extrinsic component of cytoplasmic side of plasma membrane; cytoplasm.
UCCGUCUGCGUUUCUUGAAGCUCACUUUUUCAACCUUCCUGCCUGCAUUGUGAGGAAAUCAGGCCAAAACUUCAAAGGCACCUCUCACCGCCCCCCUAUCAACAUCUACAAAGCAAACUUAGUCAGCAGCACCUUCGCUGCCUCAGAGACCGUUCCUCCCACUUGCCCAGUCCUAACUGCUCAUUACCAAGAAAACUACUGUUUUGCUCCCGGACAGAGGACAAACCUGAAUUUAUUUAUUUUUCCUUAAGUAACCAGACAAAAUCUUUUAAAGGCAACCCAUUUUCUCCCCGCUCUCUGAAUCAGACGUUUCCUAAGCAGCCUAUGAGCACCGUCUGGGUGGAGCCAGGAACUCUUGCGAGAUGCCCAACCCUGCAGCCCACUUGCCCUUCUACUAUGGCAGCAUCUCCCGCGCGGAUGCAGAAGAGCACCUCAAACUGGGCGGGAUGUCUGACGGCCUCUUCCUGCUCCGCCAGUGCCUACGGAGCCUGGGGGGCUACGUCCUCUCCAUCGUCUACAAACUGCAGUUCUACCACUACUCCAUUGAGCGGCAGAUGAAUGGCACCUUCGCCAUUCCUGGGGGGAAAGCACACUGUGGCCCCGAGGAACUCUGCGAGUUUUAUUCGAAGGAUGCCGACGGGCUGUGCUGCCCUCUCCGGAAGCCUUGCAACCGUCCCAGCAGCCUGGAGCCUCAGCCGGGGAUCUUCGACAAUGUCCGGGAGAACAUGGUGCGCGAGUAUAUCCGGCAGACGUGGAAGCUGGAGGGAGACCCCCUCGAGCAGGCAAUCAUAAGCCAAGCCCCCCAGGUGGAGAAGCUCCUGGCCACCACAGCACACGAGAAGAUGGGUUGGUACCACGGCUCCAUCUCCCGGGAGCAAGCAGAGAGCCGCCUGUACUCGGGUUCACAGCCUGAUGGGAAAUUCUUGCUGCGAGAAAAGAAGGAAAAAGGGUCUUAUGCGCUAUCCCUCAUCUAUGGCAAGACAGUUUACCACUACCGGAUAGGGCAGGACAAAGCAGGGAAAUAUUCCAUGGAAGAUGGAACAAAGUUUGAUACGCUGUGGCAGCUUGUAGAGUAUCUCAAACUGAAACCAGAUGGCAUGAUCUAUUAUUUGAAGGAGAGCACCCCAAAUCCUGACACACCAACAGCAGCCAUGGCACCUUCCCCUCCAGCUCACCCUUCCGCAUAUACCCCACGGAGACUCAUGUCACAAAAUUCCGACGGUUACACACCCGAACCUAUAGGUGCCGGGAAGAAGGGCCGGAUCCUGCCCAUGGACACAUCCUGCUACGAGAGCCCGUACAGCGAUCCUGAAGAGCUGAAGGACAAGAAGCUGUUCCUGAAGAGGAGCAGCCUGAUCAUCGAAGAUGUGGACCUGGGGGCAGGCAAUUUUGGCUGCGUCAAGAAAGGCGUUUACAAAAUGAGGAAGAAGCACAUCGAUGUGGCCAUCAAAAUCCUGAAGAGCGGCAAUGAAAAAGCAGGCAGAGAUGAAAUGAUGAAAGAGGCCCAGCUCAUGCACCAGCUCGACAACCCUUACAUUGUCCGCAUGAUCGGCGUCUGCGAGGCGGAGGCUCUGAUGCUGGUGAUGGAGAUGGCCUCCGCAGGGUCGCUCAACAAGUUCUUGUAUUCCAAAAGGGAUGAUGUUCCGGUGAAUAAUGUGGUGGAGUUGAUGCACCAGGUGGCCAUUGGAAUGAAGUAUUUAGAGGAGAAGAAUUUUGUCCACCGGGACCUGGCUGCCCGAAACGUUCUGCUGGUCAACCAGCACUAUGCCAAGAUCAGCGAUUUCGGGCUUUCCAAGGCUCUAGCUGCUGACGACAGUUACUACCUGGCUAAGACCACUGGGAAAUGGCCCCUGAAGUGGUAUGCUCCAGAAUGCAUCCUCUUCCGGAAGUUCUCUAGCAGGAGUGACGUCUGGAGUUACGGCAUCACCAUGUGGGAGGCUUUUAGCUACGGACAAAAACCCUACAAGAAAAUGAAAGGACCUGAGGUGAUGGCAUUCCUUGAGGAAGGGAAGAGGAUGGAUUGCCCCCUGAAAUGUCCUCCGGAGAUGUACAAACUGAUGCAACAGUGUUGGACUUUCAAGUGGGAAGACCGGCCAGAUUUUGCUCUGGUGGAAACGCUCAUCCGCACCUAUUACUACAGCAUUGCCGCCAAGACGGAAGAGCAGUCAGAGGAGACGGUGAAAACCACACCUGCUUAGCUCUUACACACACACACUCACACACUGCCACCAAGAUGUCCGGCCAACUUCCGCCGUGGUGAAUGGGCGACUUUCUGGGCUGCCUUGCAAGUUUCUUACUUGCUGAGAAUCUCCUGUGCUUUCUAUUCCCCUGGGGCAGUGGAGGCUGGUCUGCUAGGGCGAAUGGGGGACCGCCCCACCAACCUCACUCUGCCCUCAGCCAGCCCCUCACCUGGCCAGCCGAGGGGGUGGCCCUGCUCCUCCUCCUCAGUUUCAAUGUUGUCUCCUUGUAGACUCUAGCAGGGAGGAGGAGGAUGGGGUCAAAACCAGAAUGAGUUGGCUCCGCCUCUAAUUGGCCCUGGCUCCACCUACUGUUUGGGUGCCAUGCCUUCUGCCCCACCAGCCAAUGAUCUCCAGCCACCAGAUCCAGAGUACAAGGCCAGCUCCACAUUUUGUGCCCCUCCUCCUCUCUGCAGCAGGCCCAGAGUAUCUCCCUUUCCCCACUUGUUUAUGUUGUCCCAUUAUAAUUUAAUUAAAGAAGCUCACAGGGGAGAGACUGUCCCCCAACCCCUACGAGCCUUACGGACAGGUGGGCGGGGCUACCCGCCUGUCAAUCACCCGACGUCACCAUGACAUCAGAGGAAGCAGUUUUCUUUUGCCCCCAUGGUUCAAAAGCCACAAGGACGCCCUCUUUUGCACUCAUGUCCUUGUACAGAGACAGUUUAUUUCCUGUGUUCAGAAGCCUGAGGUAGGUCAGUCAAUUUUACCCCGAAAAGGGAUGCUAUGAUUUGUUGGCUAAAAACAAAUAUUCGAAUAAUAGAGUAGGAAGGGAGUGUGGAGGUCAUCUAGUCCAACCCACUGCUCCAGGCAGGAUCUGCAAUGCAGCGGGCAACAUACAAUCCUAGAAUUAUACUGUGGGAGGAGAACCUUAAAGGUCAUCCAAACUACCUCCUGCUCAGCACAAGGUCUUCUAUGCAGGUUGUGACCACAGCACCCCUGAAAAAAGGGCUGCCCACCACCUCUGCUAAAAAUGUGAUCAUGGAUGUAUUCUUGUCAUAGGUGUAUUUCCCCCCCAUUACAAAUAUAUUUCUGUUACAGGUAAACGUUUGAGCUCUGCAUGUAAGUUAAGAUCUCGGGUGUUCUUUUUUGUGUGGAGGGGAGACUCUGCUCAUCUGUGGCUUUGUAAGAA